CACACCGAAACGAUUACACUUUCAUUUACACUCACGCAUUCGAUUUGAAUGUUUUGAAUGGAAUAAAUUCGAUUUGCUUGUUAAAGUGAAAAAAAACCUAUCUCUUUUACCAUAAAUCAAUCGAUAAUUUUUGAACAAAAUUAUCAUAAAACACGUAUCAUCUUUUGAAUUUGCAAAUAUUUUUUUUCAUCUUCUACAAUCUCCCACCCUCACAUCUGUGUUAUCAAUCGAUCUCAGGCAAUAACAAGUUAUGGUGAAAUUACAACAAUCCACAAUGCCAACAACGACAACAGAAUCAACAACAACGUUGCCAAUAGGAUUGAUAAUGAAUAGUGAAAAGCCGCAGUCGCAAAAACGAUCAUCAUCAUCGGCUAUAAACGUCGUCGAUUAUUAUGAUCAUGAAGAUGAUCAAAAAGAAUCUUUCAGUCUUGUUCAAUACCUUUUAUCUAGCUGUGGUUUACAACAUUUGUCUACAAUGAAACAUUUGGAUUCUCUCGAUAUACUUUAUGCGGUCGGUUCAUUGAUUGCUUUUCUUGGUUGUGUUUGGCAAUUGAUCGAUGUUAGUCGAAUAUAUUUUGCAUACGAUACAAAUGUUAAUGUUAUGUUUGAACGUGAAGUUAAAGUUGAAAUUCCAGGUAUAACUGUAUGUGCUAAUCUUGGAAUGAUAGCAAAUGAAGAUUAUCUACUGGAACAUUAUCGUUCACGAUUAGAAUCAAUGUCCGAAUAUCCAGAACGAAAAUAUCGUGCAUAUAAAAAAUUGUUACGAAAUUUAACGCUAGAUGAACAAUUGAAUAAAGCAACUAUAUCGCAUAAACAGCUAUUCCAUGAAUGUCGCAUUAUGACACCGAUUGCAUUUGAAAAUAGUACUGAAAAUAAAGAUGGAUUCAUGCCAUGCAAUCAUGUUGCACCGAUACAUGAAUUUUUAACUUAUUCAAAAAAAUGUUUUUCCAUUGGUUUACAACUGAAUGAUGAACCAAAUGAUCGUUAUAUAAUUGAUCAUGAUGCAACUGUUCGUGAUAAUGGUUUUCCAUUAUUUGAAAUUCGUUUACUAAAUAAAUAUCUUGAAGCACCAGUUAUUUUUAUUAAUUCACGUACAACACCAUUUUUAUCGUUUAUUGGUGGACAAACGAAUGGUUUUCAUGUAAACAAUACAAAAUUUGUUACGCAUACAUUCAGUUAUGUGAAAACAAUAACCGAAUUAUUGGAACCACCAUUCAAAACAAGAUGUCGUAAAUAUGAAGAAAUUGGCUAUAAAUCGCUUAUGCAUUGUAUGAAUCAUUGCAAGGCAAAUUAUUUUAUACGAAAAUUUAACGGAUGGCAUGGAGAUGUACCGGCCGAUAAUAAUUAUAAUCUUAACAUUUAUUAUGCACCUGAAGUACAUAAACAGAAUAAAAGUUUGGAUAAAAUCAUGUCGGAAGAAUGUUCAGAAUUCUGUAGUAAACGACAAGAUUGUAAAAGUGAAUUCUUUACAGUACAACCUAUUGCUGAAUUUGAACGUGGUCAUGGACGUCCAGAAUGGCAAAAUCUUUAUCGUAUUAAUAUCUAUUUACCCAGUGGUUUGAAUACACAUUAUAAACAUUCACCACGUUUAGAAUGGAUUGAAUUUAUUUGUUAUUAUGCCAGUGUUAUUAGUCUUUGGUUUGGUUUUUCAAUCAUUGCCUUUUCAAGAGCUUUAGUAUGUCUUAUUCAUCAAAAUUCACUUGCAGCCAAAAAGAAUGCCGAGAAUAAUAAUUCAUUAAAGGCCGAUAUUAAAGAUGGUCAAACUAAUGGUGGUUUUAAUCAAACACCACGAACAUCAAUCAGCAUAUCAUCUUGAACGGAUAUAUCACUAAUUUUUUUUUCUUCCCAUCAUCAUUAUCAUUAUUAUUAUUAUUAUCAUUGUAUCUCAGUGGAAACAGUUUUCAGCUUUUUUUUACUUAACAUUUCAUUUACAAUCCACUUUUUUUUCUUUU
This is a messenger RNA of Dermatophagoides pteronyssinus (European house dust mite), 1952 nucleotides long. RefSeq lists its product as uncharacterized. The record is from RefSeq and is a predicted model, not a curated record. NCBI's taxonomy places the organism in Eukaryota, Metazoa, Arthropoda, Arachnida, Sarcoptiformes, Pyroglyphidae. Gene Ontology annotation, cellular component: plasma membrane. Gene Ontology annotation, biological process: sodium ion transmembrane transport. Gene Ontology annotation, molecular function: ligand-gated sodium channel activity.